Messenger RNA from Adineta ricciae, 714 nucleotides. The record is from the annotation of a GenBank genome assembly. Lineage: Eukaryota; Metazoa; Rotifera; Eurotatoria; Adinetida; Adinetidae.
AUGGCGGAUCAAUGGCAAGAUAGUAGAAUAUCGAGAGCUCAAGUGCAAGACGAUGACGAUGAUAUUCCCGAUGAUUGGGAGGAUGAACCUCAAGAAAAACCGAAAAAGCCCGAAAUUGACGACAAACCUAAAGCACCGACGAAGGCUCCACCCACAACAAAGAAUAAAAUUGGUAAGAAAAAGUAUGCUGGUGAUGAUCGCGCGAGUGAUGAAGAAUUCCGGGAAUCUCUAAGAGAACCAAAUCGACAAUAUACAGCUGAAGAAUUGGAAGAAUUUGACAAACGUUCUGAAUUGCGUAAAGAAGAAUUAAAAUUGAACAUGGCAUCAGACUUUAUUGGUGCAGGCGGUGAACAGAAUUCAUUAGAUAAUAUCAAUUUAGUAACAGAAGAAGAAUUUCGUGAUUACAGUUUUCGUCUAUACAAUCGUCUAAAUCUUUUGUCGAAAUCGGAACAUUAUCCAGAAUUUCUCGAUCAUUUACUGCAAGGUUUAUCACAAUCGAUGUCACUCGACAAUGUGAAGCGUAUGUCAAAGACUGUACAAGGUAUUUUACUCGAAAAGCAAAAAGAACGUGAGAAAAACAAGCCCGGCUCGAAAAAAACGCUGAAACCUCAGGUGAACGAUGAUCGAAGGGCUGUAUACGAUUCUUUUCUCGGUGACGGCAUCAGCGCUGGUACUGUUGAUGCUGAAUAUGACGAAGACAAUGAUUUUAUGUAA